Penicillium canariense is the source of this 969-nucleotide messenger RNA. Its product is annotated as RNP domain protein. Lineage: Eukaryota; Fungi; Ascomycota; Eurotiomycetes; Eurotiales; Aspergillaceae. The transcript has a single exon. Gene Ontology annotation, molecular function: mRNA binding. The record is from RefSeq and is a predicted model, not a curated record. The coding region runs from base 1 to 969 and encodes 322 amino acids.
AUGUCCUACCCGCCACCUCCAGGUCUCAAACAGACUCCCACCUCUCUCCCUCCUCGACCACCUCCCUCGAAUAAUGCUUCCAAGCCAUCGGGCUAUAGCGCCUUUACGGCGUUCCAGCCGCGCGCCGUAGCAUCCACCCAGCCGCAGCCACAGCCGCAUCCCUUUCGCACCAACCCGACGAUAGUGGCACCUCCGGUUUCGUCUGCCGGGUAUGCGUCACCUGCGCCUGGCUAUGGAAAUUACUACCAACAACCUCAGCCUCAGUCUUAUCAAAGCGGGCCCUCCUACUAUGGCGCGGGCGUCCCGCAGAUCCAGAACCCGUUUGGCUCCACACCAAAUCAACCUCACGGCCCUCGGAAUGGACCGAACUCCAGCAUGGACCCGGAGACCGAAGCCCAGAUCGCGCAAUGGCAAAGCGCGUACGCCAACCCCACUGAAGAGACCGGGAAACUGCAGGGCUCGAACGCCGUGACACCAUCGGCCGUCGGCACCCCCACCCCGAUUCCCCAACCAGAGUCACAGGCAACUGUCGUCCGGUCGGGCGGUGGCCAGAACUGGACCGAUUCAACUCUUUUGGAAUGGGACCCAGCCCAUUUCCGGCUCUUUGUGGGUAACCUUGCGGGCGAGGUGACCGACGAUUCGUUGCUGAAGGCAUUUGCGCGUUACUCCUCUGUACAAAAGGCGCGCGUGAUUCGUGAGAAGCGGACACAGAAAAGCAAAGGAUAUGGAUUUAUCAGCUUCAGCGAUGGUGAUGAUUAUUUUAAAGCUGCUCGUGAGAUGCAGGGCAAGUACAUCGGAUCGCAUCCCAUCCUAUUGCGGCGAGCCAACACCGAGGUGCGCCCGGUCUCGAAUAACAAGAAUCAGAAGAAGAGCAAUGGCGGCGGCGGCCGUGGAGUGGGGCUGAAAGUGAAGCAGGACGGAGUAAAGAAACCCGGGAAGACCAAGGGCGGGUUGAAGAUCUUGGGUUAA